Eimeria acervulina is the source of this 16396-nucleotide messenger RNA. Its product is annotated as RNA pseudouridine synthase domain containing protein, putative. The transcript is spliced from 16 exons. Gene Ontology annotation, biological process: pseudouridine synthesis. Lineage: Eukaryota; Apicomplexa; Conoidasida; Eucoccidiorida; Eimeriidae. The annotation marks the transcript as partial. Gene Ontology annotation, molecular function: protein binding; pseudouridine synthase activity; RNA binding. The record is from RefSeq and is a predicted model, not a curated record.
GGUUUUUUGUGGGGUUUCCGUGGAGCGGCAGCAAAGCGGAUUCGGGGUGCGACGCAGAGAAGGGCGUCCUCCUAACUGUGGGGUGGGGCGCUGCUCGUUGCCUGCUGCUGCUGCUGCGCCAGCAGCAGCGGCCGCUGCAGCAGCAGCAGCAGCAGCAGCAACAGCAGCGGCUGCAGCAGCAGCAGCAGCAGCAGCAAAGAUGGGGAACAACGGCAGCUCUGCCCCGUCUUUUGAGUUUGAGAGGACCUCCCUAAGUAGAAAUUCAAGCAACAACAGCCCUCAUCGAGUUCCUGUUGUUGAGCGUCGGGUGUUGGCAGUGCGAGGCGGCGGCGGCUGUCAGAAUUUUUCGAGUCCCUUGUUUAUACCUCUGCGCUGCGAGUCAGCAGCAGCAGCAGCAGCAGCAGGCAGCAGCAGCAGCAGCAGCAGCACGCCUCCAGCGGAGGAGGAGGUAGACAGCACACGUGCUGCGUCAUUGAGACGGCCUUGCUGCGCUGCAGCAGCAGCAGCAGCUGCUGCUGCUCCGCUGCUGCUGAGUUCAGCAGACGGGCUGCGAAUUGGAGAGGAAGAGAUAGCAGGUGAUGCUGCUGCAGCUGCUGUAGCUGCUGCUGCCGCUGCAGCAGCAGCAGGGGGGCGCAGCAGCGGCUCCACCUGCAACGCAUGCAGCAGCUGCAGCAAUGUGACGCUUGGAGGUUUGCCUGCUGCUCCUAUAUUGCCUCUGGAAGCAGCAGCAGCAGCAGCAGCGCAGCAGCAGCAGCAACAGCAGCAGCAACAGCUUGCUGCUAGCACUUGUUUCGGCGUUCCGCUGUCUACUCGAGGGCUCAGCAGCAGCAGCAGCCGCAGCAGCAGCGAGGGUACAGCAGCAGAUGCGUUCAUGUAUGGGUCUGAUUUGCUGCCAGCAGCAGCAGCAGCAGCGUCAGGGGCCCUACCUCCAGCCCAAUCGCAACAGUCUUCGGCUGCUGCAGCAGCAGCAGCAGCAGGGAGGUUUAGCAGCACUUCAAAGGAUUGCAUUCGGUGCUCUUCGGGCGUCUUUCAUGGUGGUGAUGCAGCAGAAGUAAGGGCAGCAGCAGAGCCCAGAGGUGCUGCUGCUGCUGCUUCAGGGCCUGCCGCAGCAGCAGCAGCAGCAGCAGCUUCUGCCGGUGAUGGUUGUUCAGGAGAGAGCGGCGACAGCAGCUUUGCUCCUACGAGCAACAACAACAGCAGCAGCAGCAGCAGCAGCAACAGCAGCAGCAGCAGCAGCAUUGUUGUUAGUGGUGGUGGGUGCAGCAUGUACGCUUCACCCGGAAGCCCUACGGGUCCUAGUAGUAGCUCAGGAAUAGGGCGUGUAAGCAGCAGCAGCACGAGCAGCAGCAGCAGCAGCAGCAGCACGAGCAGCAACAGCAACACGAGCAGCAACAGCAAUACGACGAACACGACGAACACGACGAACAUGAGUAACAGCGCAGCAGCAGCAGCAGCAGCAGCAGCUGCUGCUGCUGCUAGCGCCAGCAGCAGCGGCAGCAGCAGCAGCAGCAGCAGCAUGGGCAGCUCAGAAGGAAGCCACUGCGUAGAGUUUGAAGUGCGAAACUUCUGGAAGGUAGCGAAGACACAUAAUGACAUUGAGUCGCCUUGCUGCGGUUGCUGCAGAGGGUUUGUGUUUCGCUUGCUGCUGCAUCCUCGGGGUACAGCAGGGACAGAGAGCGAAGCGUCACAUCUGUCUGUAUUCCUAGAAGCCGUUAAACAGCCCUGGUACCCCGACGACUGGUGCUUUCCUAACGUUCGUUUUGAGUUGUCUGUAAUUAAUUUAAAGGAUCAAAAACAAAGUAUAACCUCUUGGGCACACUGGACGUUCUCUGCAGAGGCUACAAGUCGGGGCUGGCAGAAGAUGAUUGCGCAUGCACGAUUAACUAGACAAAGCGGAUUCUUAAGCGAUGAAGGGUCUAUCUUUAUCAAAGGCAAGGCUGAGCCUCCUUUUGCCUCGCUAUGGUCUAGGGGUAAGCUCUAUAGGCCUCAUAGAGCUUGGGAGUAUAUCCCAGAGAGAGCAGCAAAAACUUUAGAGCAUGCAUCAGCUUCUUGUGCUGCUGCUGCUGCCGCAGCAGCAGCAGCUGCUGCUGCUGCUGCUGCGGGAUCUAAUAAUACUUUUUAUGAACAACAGCAGCAUCAUCAACACCAAAAACAUCUACACCAUCAUGCUGAAGAUGAUGAUGAUGAUGAUGAUGAAGAAGAGGAAGAGGAAGAAGAAGAAGAAGUGGAAGCAGCUGCAGCUGCAGCAGCAGCUGCUGCUGCUGCUGCUGGUGCACCUAAUGCUGCUGUGGCCAAUAGGGGUCAGCAGCAGCAGCAGCAACACGCUGCUGCUGCCUCUACUAACCUUCUCUCUUAUCUAGAGCCUCUUGUACCGGCGCUGCAGCCAGCGCUGGGCGCAGAUUGCGUCGCUCUCUUCGUUCACUGUUUAUUUCACUUGGUAGAAUUUCGGCGUCAAAUUUUAUGUUUUGGGGCGGAGAAGCGCAGACCUCCAGCAGCAGCAGCAGCAGCAGCAGCAGCAGCUCGAGGAGAGCAUCUGUCUUCAUCUUUAUCAACUAAAUCGUUUGUUGACGGCUCAUUAAUAGGAGCACUGCAGCACACAUUUGCAUAUAUGCUGCUGUGGCCUGUUGCUGUUGCCUGCAAACGGUAUCAGCAGCUUGCUGCUGCAGGUGCUGUUGCUGUUCCUGGCGGAUGUGCUGCUGCUGCAGCAGCAGGAGGAGGCGGCUGCUGUACAGCUCCAGCAGGAGGUUGCUCCGCUGCUGCUGCUGCAGGAGGAUCUGCUGCAGCAGCAGCAGCAGCAGCAGAUGUCUGUCCCUCAGAAAUCUGGAGAUGGUAUGGCGCUGAACUUUUUCCUAAGGGAGCAGCAGCACCGUUGAGGCGUGAAGCAGCACUUGCUCUAGGCUUCGGCAGCAGCAGCAGCAGCAGCAGCAGCAGCAGGAAGCCGAGCUUCUGCUUCUUCUGUCAGAAGUGCUUCUGCUGCUGCAAAUGCCACACACAAACGUCUCCUCUCUUCCCCCGCACUGCAGCACAACUUCAUUUGCAGUCAGUGCAUCCGCCAGCAGCAGCAGCAGCAGCAGCAGGUGCAGCAGCAGCAGGCGUCGCUCCUCCUCCCUCUCCCGCUGCGUCUGCACUCGCACCGGGCGCACCCGGCAGCAGCAGCAGCAGCAGCAGCAAGCCAAUGUGCACAGGAGAAGGCUGCUGCUACCGCGAAGGCUUCGGUGAUUGUUUGGAUUUGUCGGGCAGUGGGAGCGACGACUCGCUUUGUCUUUGCUGCGACCUUAUUGACAGACACCCUGAGGUGAUGGCGUCGCUGCCCCCCCCUCCGUCUACUCGAUAUAUUCUACGCGCUUUGAAUUUUCAUGAUUUGCAGCGCUUAGAGUCGGGAGACCCCUUGGUGCGCAUACACACAGAAUUAUUUUCUCUCUUAAUGAGAGAGAUAGCCAAAACUAGUUUAGAAGAGAGGGCCCAGCUGCAGCUGCAGCAGCAGCAGCAGCAGCAGAUGCAGCAGGGACAGGGGCUAGGAGAAACGGAGGAAGAAGACGCCCCACAAACCCCAGGAAGCACGCGCAACGCCAGCAGCAGCAGCAGCAGCAGCAGCAGCAGCAGCAUCUGGGAUAAUGAAGGGGUUCAUUACAGCUCUUCGAGUGCGCAUGCAGCAGGGGCUCCAGCAGCAGCAGCAGCUGCUGCUGCUGCAGCAGCAGGAGCAGCAGCAGCGGGAAAUACGCAGAAUAAUGCGCAAGCUUCACUUGCUGGUGCAGCAGCAGCAGCAGGGGAUCCGCAGCAAGGCACCCCUCCAGGCACAGCAGCAGCAGCAGCAGAAGCAGCCGAAGAAGGAGGAGAAGCAGCAGAAGUUGCAGGCAACAGCACAAGGCCUGGGGUUUCUGCUGCUGCUCCCUGGUCUCGUGUGAAGCAGAAGAAGAAGCUGAGGAACCGCAUGCAGCAGCAAGGGCGGCGGCAGCAGCAGCAGCAGCAGCGAGCUGCAGACAAUCGCGAGAGCGACAUAUCUCAGUCUGAGUAUUCUGAUGAAGAGAAAGCCGCAGCAGCAGCAGCAGCAGCAGAAGCAGCAGCAGGAGAUGCAGCAGCAGGAGGAUGCGAGGGGGGGGAUUGUUGGGGCCCCCCUAGCAGCAGCAACAGCAGCAGCGGCAACAGCAGCAGCAACAGUUGUAUGAGCAGCAAAGGCAUAUCAGGUGUAUGCAGCGGGAACGGAAGCAAAGAGAAGUGGUAUUCGCUGUUUGCUUUAUUUAUUAGAGAAGGAGAAAGCAGAGGAGACAGUGCAGCAGCAGCAGCACCUCAUUGCUUGCUGCUCAGACCUGAUGAAGACGGCCCUUGGUUUAGAGUUGCUGCGGGGAGAGUAGAACGACUUGUUUCUCGCGUAGAGUUUACAGAGUGGAAGUGUCAUCGGGAUUUCUUUUGCUGCGGUGCUAUAUAUAUAGCAGAGGAUUAUAUAGAUGCGCUUCAGGCCAGCAGCAGCAGCAGCAGCAGCAGCAGAGAAGCAGCUGCAGCAGACCUCAAACAACUUAAUCCUGCACUCUAUUACAGCGUACUUCAUGAACUCGGCCUCACAGAAACAGACAUCAAACAACCCUGGCUGAGACCUCACCAAAUGCAGCAGCAACAACUUCGACAAAAACAGCAGCAGCAGCAGCAGCAGCAGCAGCAGCAGGUCAAGCAGCAGGAGCAGCAGGAGAAGGACGAGCGAGACACGCAGCAGGCGCAAACAACGCAAACCGCAGCAACGCAGGAAACUGCUGCAACAGAUGCAGCAGCAGCAGAUGCAGCAGAUGCAACUGCAGAAGAGACCGCGACAGCAGCAGCAGCAGAUGCAGCAGCAGAAGCAGCAGAAGCAGCAGCAGGAGAGGGGGGAGACGGCACUGCUGAGCCGAUCCCUUCAGCCCCAUCUACUGCAGCAGCAGAAGCAGCAGAGGCAUCAGAAUCUGCAGCACGCGAAUCCUCUCUCGCAGCGUCAUCACCAGCAGCAGCAGCAGCAGCAGCAGAGCCAGCAGCAGCAGCAGCAGCAGUAGCAGGGAGGCGUUCUAUAGUUAACGAGUCGCGGCUGCGUGUCUUCCAGCCUCUGGCUGAGUGGCUGCUGGAGGUGGUGCAGGAGAGGGCAAAGCUCGCUGCAGCAAUUGCUUUAGCAUCUGAGCAGCAGCAGCAGCAGCUGGACCCUCAGCUGGAGCAGCAGCAGAUGCUGCUACAGCAGCAGGGAGGAGUAGAAGGCCUGUCGGAGCAGCCUGCUGCAGGCGAGCAGCAGCAGCAGCAGGAACAUAAUAGAGAAAGCAAAGCAGCAGCAAUACGAGAACUGUGUAGAGUUGAGGAGGAAGAGCUGCUGGUGCUGCAGGAGCUACGUUAUGCAAUCGCUAGUUUGCUGCUAGAUGAAUUUAUUGAUGGCUUCUGCCCCAAACCAGCAGCAGCCGCAGCAGCAGCAGCAGCAGCAGCAGCGGGGGGAUCGUAUCCCGCAGCCGGAGGCACCAGUGCAUCAGAAUCUCAUUCCCAGUCAGCAGCAGCAGCUGCAGCUGCAGCAGCAGCAGCAGCAGCAGGAGAGCAGCAUUCAUGGGUUGCUUCAUCUCCUCAGUGCUUUGGGCUUUUGAACUGGGAGGGGAAGCUGCUGCUGACAGACGCAGCAAAUCUGCUUACAGGGCCUUUGUCAAGGCUGCUAGAGACAGUUGCUUCGCUUGCUAAGGAAGCUGCGGUGUAUCUGCAGGCUAUUCAUAUUCGUGCAGCCAGACAGCAGCAGCAGCAGCUGCUCCAGCAGCAGCAGAAACAGCAGCACCAGCUGCAGCAGCAGCAAGGGAAGGAGAAAGACCAGGAAGAUGAUUCUCCUGCUGCUGCUGCUGCUGCUGCUGCUGCUCCAGGGACGGCGGCGAAUAGCCAGCAGCAGUCAGCAGCAUCGUCAGCAGCAGCAGCAGCAGCAGCAGCAGCAGAUGAUGAUGAUGAUGAUGAUGGGUUAAGUAUGCCUGAAGAAGGAGUAUUCGGAGGAGAGGCUUCUGCUGUACAUCAGGCUGUAGUUGCGCGUUUAUACGACCUAUGGCGCUGCUGCUGCAGCAGCGGAGUCGAUGCAGCAGCAAUUUUGUCUUCACCUCAGACUUGUGAUUCUCCUGCUUCUGCUUUGCCUUUCUCUCUGGCCUUCAGUGCAGCAGCAGCGGCAGCAGCAGCAGCUGCUGCUGCUGCUGCUGGGGGCGGCGGGAGCGGUGGUGGUGCUGCUGGAGGUGGGGUUUCUGCUGCUGCAGCUCCGACUGCAGGUGCUGCUGUUGCAGCAGCAGCAGCAGCAGCAGCAGCAGGAAGCUUACGCCCUACGCAGCUGUUGCUUGCUUUGUCGCACGCCAGCAGCACUUCUGUUUAUAUCCCUCUCUGCGGUUUAGACAGCACUUUAAACGUCUUGUCGUCUUUAAGAGCUUCUCUAGGCCCUCUGCCUUCGUUGCAGCAGAUGCGGCUGCAGCUAAACGAGAAGCGUGUUGUUACUGCUCACUUGCAUCGGCCGCAAGAAGUAAUUGCUGCUUAUAUCUCUCUCUUUGGAGAUCAGCAGCAAAAAGAAGUGCUGCAGCAGCAAGCACCUCAGCUCCUCUGCUUGCCCUGCCUUACCCAUUCCCUCCGGCAGCCCACCAGCAGCAGCAGCAGCAGCAGCAGCAGCAGCAGCAGCAGGAGAGGAAGGCGUAAGUGCGGCUGUGCGUCUCUUCCUGCAGCAGUCAGCAACGCAUUAGCUGCUGCUCUCGCAGUAGCUCUGCGGUGCGGGGGAUAUGAAGAAAUAGAGAGAGAGACAGACACAAUUAAAGAGUUGCUGCAGAUGCAUGCAUGUCAGAUUACUGCUGCUCUACAGAGAGACGCAGCAAACCUUUGUCUUCCUUCUCUUGACCCCCAAGCAGGUAUUUGCUGCAGCACUUGUGCUGCAGCAGCAGAAGAGGCGGAGCAGCAGAACGAGGCUGAAGACGCUGCAGCAGCAGCAGCAGGAGAGACGGAGCAACCAGCGGCAGCAGGGGAAGCCGCAGGCGGUGCCCACAGCAGCAGCAACCGAGUGGAUUCUCUGGUGGCUGCAGCAGGAGCAGCAGCAGCAGCAGCAACAGCAGCAGCAGCAGCAGCAACAGGAGGAGGCGGGCGGCGACGUAAGGUUGCUCGAGGGAUGAGCCCUUCAAAUGGUGCAGGCUUGUCUUUCUCUCCUUUAUUAGAUAGUCUUUUACCGACUGUUGUCUUUACUCAAGCAGCAGCAGCAACAGCAGAUCCGCGUGUGUUUCUGCUGUCUAUACACUCUACGCUGCUGCCUCAGAGGCCCUUCGCUGGUAGAGAGUAUGGGCCCCCUACUUCUUCGCGGCUGCGUCAGCAGCAGCAGCAGCAGCAGGACCCGCAGCAGCAGGAGUUUGUUCCUGAAAGCCUUUGCAGGGGCUCUCCUGCAGCCGCAGCAGCAGCAGCAGCUGCUGCUGCUGCUGCUGCUGCGGCUGCGGGGUCGGAGGGCACUUGCAACUCCGCCUGUCGCGGAGGAGGCCCGCGAUUUGGGGGUCAUGGCUAUGAGCCGUAUAGCAGCAGCAGCAACAACAGCGGAGCAGCAGCAGCCGCAGCUGCUGCUGCUCUGGGUCCCUUCGGCGGUGGUGCGGGGGGUUUGCUUCCGUUUGGCGCUGGAGCAGCAGGAGGUGGUUACCGUAGUGCGGGUGCUGCUGCUGCUGCAGCUGCUGCAGCAGCAGCAGCAGCUGCAGCAGCAGAGGUAGAGCCUGAGCUGCUUGAAUUAGGCAUUAUUGUAGCUGCAGACCUCGCAGGGUUAGAGGGGUUUUGUAUAGAAGAUAAUUUGCUGCCGAAGCAUCGACUGCUAAUCCGAAGAAGAGAUGCAGCAGGGGCUCCUAUAACUGUUCGCAGGCUGUAUUGUGCUUUAAGACGAGUAAUACUAUCACAGCUGGGCCCUGCUGCUGCUGCUGCUGCUGCUGCAGCUGCUGGUGGUGGUGCUGGUGGUGGGGGUGUUGCUGCGGCCUUCGAUGGCGUAGCCCCCCACAGAAGCACCUACAGCAGCAGCAGCAACAGCAGCAGCAACAGCAGCAGCAGCGGGGAUUUAUAUGGAGGAGAAGACCUGUGGGGUUUUGUUUCUGCUGCUGAUGAAGAAGGAGCAGCAGAUGAUGACAAGCGCUUUGCAUAUAAACCAACGGCUUUAGACGCUUUCUUUCUCUAUGCACUCAAACCCGAUACUGAUCCUUCGAGGAGAGGUCGGCGUCGCUUUGCAUUUAUGCAUCCGAGUGAUUCAUUGGAUUCAUAUAUCGACCACAAGCGAUUGCUGUUGGAUGCAGCAGCACCAGACGUGACAAUAUUAAUAAUGGGUGCUCCUCCCCGCAGCAGCAGCAGCAGCAGCAGCAGCAGCGGAGGAGUUGAAUUGUUCCCGCUCGAAGAUACAAAUGAAUAUCCUCUGCUGCUGUUCAAGUGGUUUUGCCCUGACUCUGUUUCUUUGCUUUGUUUGGGGCCGAUAAUAUGCUCUGCGAAGCAGCAGCUGCAGCAGUAUGUGCUGCAGUGGGUGCUGCCGCGUGCUGCAGCAAGUGGGUUCUUAACGGAGAUGCAGCAGCAGCAAUUUGCUGCUGACCCAGACUCUUUGCUGGUUAUGGAGGAAUGUCAGCUGAGGACUGUUCAAAAUAUUCGAAGGUGGUUUUGUGCAAUUAAAAAAAUAAAUAAAAAGACAGGCGAUAUUAUCAUUGUACAGCCCAGGGUGUAUAUUGAGUCGCCAGCAACUGUGAGGCAUAGAGAAGCUUCAGCACUUCUUCGUCAAGUAUAUGCAGCAGAGUGUGCUAAUGAUAAAAGAGGAGGGGCUCUUCCUGCUCCUUUGCUGCCUCUUGCUGCUCCUGCUGCAGCAGCAGCAGCAGCAGCAAAAGACCCAGCCAGUCCAGCAGCAGCAGCAGCUGCUGCUGCUGCUUCUGCUCCCGGAAGCGGCUUCAGAGGGCUUGCACCAGAUGGAACAGUAGGCGCGGGGCUGCUAGCAGGACGAGGACCAGCAGCAGCAGCAGCAGCAGCAGCAGCGGAAGCUGCUGCUGACGAUGAAGCAGCAGGAGGUAAGCGCCGGAAGAAGAAAACAAAGAAAGCCCCACAGAGACCUGCAAUACCCACAAAUAAGAAAAGUGUUAUUGCAAAGUUAGCAGAGGACAGCAGAAGAGCAGAGAAAGAAGACGGAGAGAAAACAGAAAUAAACGCAAGCAGCGACGCAGCAGCAAUUGAAGCAGCAGCAGCAGCAGCAGCAGCAACUGCUGGGCAGACAGAUGCAGCAAAGACUGGGGCGGGGUCACCAGCAAAUGCGAAGACAAAGGCAGCAGCAGCUGCUGCUGAGCAGGAGGAUGCAGCAGGCGAUGCAACUAAAGCAGCAGCCGCUAAGGCAGCAGCAGCAAAGUCAGCAGCAGCAGCCACGGCAUCAGCAGCAACCGCUGCAGAAGCACAGCCUGGCCGAAGCAAAAAGCAGCAGCAGCAGCAGGCGGCAGCAGAGGCUCGGAGCAGAGCGAAGGAGACGCCUAAAGCUGCCACUGCAGCAGCUGCUGCAACAACUCCCAAGGCCCAAGACAAGAAACCAACAGCAGCAGCAGCCUCUCCAGUUGCUGCCGCAAGCCCGCAGCAACAACUGCGAGCUGCAGCAGCAAAGCCAGCAGCAGCACCAGAGGACGAUGCUGCAGCGGAUCUCAAGAAGCAGAAGGAUAAGCAGCAGCAGCAGAAGCGUGCGGCUGCUGCUGCAUCGGACUCCAGCUCUGUGGCACCAGCUGCGGCCACCCCACAGUCUGAACAAGCAGCAGCAACAGCAGCAAAGAAAAGCGCAGCAGCAGCAGCAGCAGGAGCAGCAGCAGCAGCGGGACAAAAAACUCGUGGCACAGAGAGCCAGCGGCGCGGCGCCUCAGCCGUUUCCCCCUCAGCAGCAGCAGCAACAACAGCAGCAGCAGCAACUCCAGCAGCAGCAGCAGCAGGGCCUUCUGGGAGCCCCCAGUCUCCAUUGGGCUCUAAAGCAGCGCGGAGUGCUGCGCAGCGUCAGCAGCAGCAGCAGGUUGAUUCUGCUGCAGCAGGUGGCGAAGAGUUAGGGGAAGCCUCUGGAGCUUCGUCUCCUCCAUCGGACUCCGCAGCAGCAGCAGCAGCAGCAGCAGCAGCAACAGCAGAGCUACCGCAUCGGCAUUUGCUGCAGCGACAGAGCCUGGAGACGCUGCAGAGGCUGGCAGCAGCACGGGAGGUGCAUGAAGAGGCUUUGAAGCUGCUUGCUGCUGAAGUGAUUGAGUCGGUCCUGAGCCACAUAGCUAAAGAAGCAGCAGCAACUGCUGCUGCUGCUGCUUCUGCACCCUGGCUGCAGGCAUGCAGAGGCUCCUCUCCCGCAGCAACUGCAGCAGCAGCAGCAGCAGCAGGUUCUAAGCGCGCAGCGGCCUCUGGAUCCCCUUCUUCCGCGUCUGCAGCAGCGCCCGCAGCAGCAGCAGCAACAGCAGCAACUGCAGCAGCAACAGGGAGUGUAAGGACGCCACUAGACAGCCCCGUAGCAGGGGAGGUGCUGCUGCAAGCAGCAGAAUUACUCGAUAGGCUGAGUGCAACCAGUUUGUCGUCGCAGCAGCGGCCUCUCUUUGCAAAGCAGCUGCAGAUACACCUGGAGAUGGCGCUGCUGCAGGCUCUAGAGUGCAGCGCAGCAGCAGCAGACGAUGCAGCAGCAGCUAAUGCAGCAGCAGCAGCAACACAAAAAGGACGCCGCAGCAGCUACAGCGGCAUAGCAGCCCCUGGCGGCAGCAGCAGCGCCAAAGGCGCUUCCCCUAGCAGCAGCAGCAGCAGCAGCUUGGAGGGUCUGAGUGCAGCAGACUUAAGGUUUCUUGCCUUUAGGCGUUUGCUUUCACCCAGGGGUUUAGCUGCUUCCGAGCUGUUUGCUGUUUUAGCUGUGGGGCGCAGCGGGCUCAUCGUCUCCAGGAAGCUGUUGGCGCUGCACUGCCACGGCUUCUUAGAUAGACCUCCUGCUGCAGCAGCAAACAGCAGCAGCAGCAGCAGCGGCAGCAGCAGCAGCAGCGGUGCAAGUGCGGGUAGCAGCGCCGGCGCAAGUGGCAGCAGCAGCAGCAGCAGCAACAGUGCGAGUGCGGGCAGCACCACCAGCAGCAGCAGCAGCAGCAAGAGCAGCAGCAGCAGUCUGAGCAGCAGCUUAAAGGUAGCAGCAGUAGCAAGCAUGUGGCUGGUGCUGGGGCCUCGCCACUUAUCGCGUCUGGGGGAGUCGCAGCAAGGCCGGCGUUUGUUUGACUCUGUUUCAAAGCGCUUGAUUGAAUUUUGUUUGCUGCGGCUGCCAGCAGCAGCAAAUGCAGCAUCUUCAUAUCCCUGUGUCCCGCUGCUGCUCGCUGCUGACGCUCCUAAAGCCUCAGCAGCAGCAGCAGCAGCAGCAGCAGGCGUUGAUGGAUUAGUUGCUUGGGCUGUUGCUGUGCUGCUCAAGUGGCUGUACUCUGUGAAGGUAACGCAGCUAACGCUGCCGCGUGUUGCUGCUCUCUCGGGGCCUCUUUCAUCUCUUGCUUUGCCUUCUGUUCUUGCUGCUGCAUAUCCUGCUGCAGCACCACCACCUGCUGCUGCUGCAGCAGCAGUAGAGGCUGCUGCUGCUGCAGCAAGAGCAGCGGGAUCGCCUUCACUCCCCAGUGUUGCGGAGGACGCAGCAGCAGAUGCAGAUGAAGUUGAACGCAAACCAGCAGCAGCAGCAGCAGCAGCGCCGAUGUGGGCCCAUGUAGCAGAAGGCAGAUCUCCUGCAGGACACCGCGUAGCUCCAUGGGGGGCGUCUUCUCCUGCUGCAGCAGCAGCAGCAACAGCAGCAGCAACAGCAGCAGGAGCAGCAGACGGUUCGCCACGUCGCGGCGGUGGAGCCGCUACUGCUGCUGCUGGAGGACGUCGGGGUGCAUGCAGCAGCAGCAGCACAGACUCUUGUUCUGUUGCUGAGUGGCUAACUGAUCGGUGGGAGUCUGACGAUGAAGAUUUAUAUAGAGAUGCCUCACCUCCUCCUCUGCAAGACGGAUUAGAGUCUCAGCAGCAGCUUUCUUCUCGUUCUUCAGCAGCAGCAGCAACAACAACAGCAACAACCCCCACCCCCAGCAGUGCCACCAGCAGCAGCUCCAGCAGCAGCAGCUCUAGCAGCAGCUCUAGCAGCAGCAGCAGCAGGAGGGUGUUUAAGAAGGCUUCUCCCUACGUAAUAGCUGAGGGUUUGACUUGGCUGGUAGUCUAUAAGCCUGCCUUUUGGCAUUGUUCAGGUAUUAGCAGGUCUCGAAGUCUGUCUUUAGCUCGGCUUCAAAACGCAGAUGAUAUUGAAGAAGCCCUUGCACAUAUUACUAUUGAUGACCUCCUUAAUAGCGGCAAAGUCGAGAGCUUUCACCUCUAUCUUAUGAAAAAGUACCCGCGGUUAGAGACAGUUCGGCGUUGGGAGGAGAUGGAGUGCGGGCUGUGCCAUAGAACAGACCUCGAGACUUCAGGCUCUCUUCUUAUUGCUAAGACGAGAAGGGCUCGAGAGAUAAUAUUUGAACAAUUUAGACGCCGCUCUGUUCAUAAGGAGUAUUUGCUGCUCUGUCAUGGAAGAGUUCCCGAAAAAUACGGCAAAAUUAAUCAUCCAAUUGCCACCAGGGAUUUCGAUACUUGUCGUUCUAAGAGCCACUUCUCUGCAGUAGUGGGGCCUCAUGAAGGCGGCGAAGAGGCAUUAACAGAAUUUCGUUUAUUGAAAGUCUUCAAGCUCCGCCGACCUAAUGACCCUAAGAUUGUUGCUGCUGUUGCUGCAGCAGCAAGAAUGAAUGCUGCUGCUACUGCUGGUGGUGGUCCGAACGCGCCACAGCAGCAAAGGGCAGCAGCAGCUAAAUCAAACAGCAGCAGCAGCAACAGCAGCAGCAGCAAUAGCAGCAGCAGCAAAGAGUUUACUUAUAGCCAGGAGUUCAGCUUCUGCCGCGUGAAGAUCCAUACAGGGAGGACACAUCAGAUCAGGGUACACUUCCAGCACCUGGGUCAUCCUUUAGUAGGGGAUGCGAAGUAUUGCUACAGAGGCCUUGCUGCAGUAGAUAGGGUUUGGUGCGGCCGCAUGUUUCUUCAUUCAAGUUUAUUAGUUUUUAACUCUCCCGAUACAAACGAAAAUAAAGCUGUUACUGCUACAUCUCCGCUUGCCCCUGAGUUAAAACAUGCACUGGAGAACGAGUUAAUAUGCGUAGAGGACUUCACAAGCAGUCGGGAUCGGGAUCGGGAUCGGGAUCGGGAUCGUGGGGACGAUCCCCCGGAGGCUGUCUCAGAGUGCGCCGCUUCCCUUGAAGGGCACCGCGCUGCUGCUGCUGCUGGUGCUGCUGCGCCCAGGGACAGCACUUCUGCUGCAGCAGCUACACCUGCUGCUGCUUCAGCUGCUGCUGCGACCCCUGUAACGCGCAGCGCACCUGCUGCUGCGGCCGGCACUUUUGCUGCUGUUGCUGCUUCCGCUGCCGCAGCAGAUUCUGCAGCAGCAGCAGCAAGAGGGGCCGCCCAAGCAGCAAAGCAAAAGGGCGACUCUUCGCCAGCAGCAGCAACAGCUGCUGCUGCUGCGAAGAGCAACUCACCGACACAAGCAGCAACGUCUGAACCGCCUCACGUUGAAACCCCUGCAGCAGCAGCAGCAGCAGCAACUGCAGCAGCACGAGGAGUCGGAGAGUCCUCCGUGCCUCGACGCCAGACUCCAGCCAUCAGACCCACUGCAGCAGCAGCAGCAGCAGGGUCGCAGCCUUCUGCAGCCGAAGGUGAUCCUCAGAGGCAGCAGCAGCAGGAACAGCAGCAGCAGCAGCCUCCUCUGUCUGAGUGGCAAAAGCAGCAGCGGCGUGCAUCUUCUGUCGGCGUGCGUUUCACGUCUGCUGCUGCUGCUGCUGCAGCAGCAGCGGCAGCAGCCGGAGCAGCAGCAACAGCAGCAGAUCCUCGAGAUGCAGCAGGAUCUGAGAGGAACUGGACCUAUCGUUCAUUUGCUGCGCAGCUGCUUCGACGCCUGGGGCCGAGUGCAGCAGAUGCUGCAGCUAACGGAGGUGUAGCUGCUGCCUUGGAGGGUUGGCCGUUGCAUCGGUCUUCUACCUUUCAGCGACGGGAGGCUCUGUCUUUCUGUCUUGCUGCUGCAGCGCAGCAGCAGCAGCAGCAACAGCAGGCUGUCCUUGCGCUCCUCAGCACCGUCAGACGCUGCCUCUUCCGCUUGUUCCAACUCUGUGGAGCGCGCUGUUGCAGCAGCAGCAGCAGCUGCCGCAGCAGCAGCAGCGACAGCGGAUCCAGCAUGAGUGGCGGCGAGCGCAGCAACCGCAGCAGCAGAAACAGCAGCAGCAGCAACAACAAUUUAGGCACCCCACUGCGGAUAUCUUUCAAGAAAAGCACGGGGCAGUUGCGGCUGCCGGCUGCGCUGCGAGCAGCAGAAGCAGCAGCAGCAGCAGCAGCAGUUCCUAUGCCUGCAGCUCCUCCAGGCUGGCGGCAGCUGCUGCAGAUUGCUGCAGCAGCAUUAUCUAAUGAGCUGCUCAACUCGGGCUAUGGCUGGCGCUGCGUUAGCCGCGCCAUCCCGAAUGUCCCUGUUGCUGGUGCUGCUGCUUCUGCUGCUGGACACGCAGCAGCAGCAGCAGGUGCAGCAACAGCAGCACGUGGUGCUGCUGCACCUGCAGGAGCAACGGGACCACCUCCACUCAACCAGCCGACCUUCCUUCCUAAAGCCCUGAGCAGCUAUACGCCGGCGUUGUUGCCUGCUGCUGCUGCGCGGUUGCUGGCCCCUCACUUGCAGCCGCAGCAGCAGCAGCAGCAGCAGCAUAUGCUCUACGUGCAGCAGCAGCAGCUCCUGAUGCAGCUCUGCGGAGGCCGCGGGUUACCCAGCAGUCGGGAGGACUCGCGUUUCUUGCAGCAGCAACAGCAACAGCAACAGCAGCAGCAGGUAGGGUACUUGACUCGCAUGCAGCAGCAGCAGCAGCAGCAGCAGCGUCUGCAAGAAGAGCAGCAGCAGCACUCUUCGUUGCACGGGAAGCCGCAGCAGCACCAGGGGCAGCAGCUGCCUCUGCCUUUGCCUCCGCAUCCGCAUCAGAAGCAGCAGCAGCAGCAGCAGCAGCAGCAGCAGCAGCAAGUGCGCCCCUCUGCCUAUGCCUAUUCUCGUCAAGCCAGCCCCGCCAGCCGUCGUUCGUGGUCCGCCAGUCUUUGGGCAAACACAAAUUUGCCUCUCAGCCGCCCGGAACAACCGCAACUCCCAGCGUCUCAGUUUAUGUUUCUGUUCGAGUCGGAGGCGGCUGAAGGUGCUGCAGCUGCAUGCAGCAGCGAGGUUAAGGAAGAAGAAUUAAGUGGCUUCUUAGAUUUGUCUUUCUUAGCUGGCAGCACUCCUGUUGUCUGCAGCAGCAACUGCAGCUCCCAGCAGCAGCAGCAGCAGCAGCAGCAGCAGCCGGGUGCAGUCGACAUCCUGCCGGUCUCUCCGCAUGACCUUCACCCGCAGCAGCGGCAACAAAGGCUCUCACCCCCACGUAGACCUACCCCGCAGCAGCAGCAGCAGCAACAACAGCAGCAGCAGCAGCAACAGGUCUUGCGAAUGACAGACAGGGCUGCAGCAGUAGAAGCCUUGCGGCAUCAGCAGGCUGCAGCUGCAGCUGCUGCUGUUCUCAACAGCCCCAUCCGGUUGCCUCCUCUGAGACAGCAGUCUGACGUUGAGGACGACCUGCAGCAGCAGCAGCAGCAGCAGCAGCAACAGCAGCAGCACCAGGGGACACUAAUCAAUGGCAAGUGGUGUGUUUGCAUGGAAGUGCCGCCGCCUCCUUCAGCCCCUCUUCCUUCUCCUCAUUUGCUGCUGCUGCAUCAGCGCCAAGCUGCUGCUGCCCUUGCAGAGCAGCAGCAGCAGCAACAGCAGCAGCAGCAGCAGCAAGGCAUGAUGCCACCUGUCGGGGAGCCGCGCUUCCGUGAAGAGCCUAUGGGGCAUAUGGGUGGUGGUCUCUCUCCUUUGCCUCUUGCUGCUGCGAGUUGCUUCAGUGGGGAAGGGCCUUUGCUGCAGCCCUCUGCUGCUGCUGCUGCUGCCGCCGGUGCAGCUGCUGCCGGUGCUGCUGCGCAGGUAUACGCCUCCCUCAACAGGCAGCAACUCCCAGCAGCAGCGCUGCACGCAGAUCAGGACAUGCUUAAGGCCCACAGCAGCAGCAGCAGCAGCAGCAACAGGCUGGCACAUUUGUACCUAGAGCAGCAGAAAGCUGCGGCAGCAGCCUCCCGCGGAGUUGCUGCAGCCGAUGCAGCCCUUAGCAGCAGCAGCAGCAGCAGCAGUAGGCCAUCAGCGGAUAGACUGCUAGUGGCGCCUGGAGCGGCUGCAGCAGCAGCAGCAAAUUCCCUUUUAGAGAAUGACUCAAGAGCAGCAGAGCUGCAGCAACACCCGAGUGCAGCAGGUGCCUGGGCAGACCCACGCACUGGACAGCAGCAGCCUCCCUAUGGAACCAGGGAGCUGCAGCAGCAGCAGCAACCGCUGCUGCUGCUGCAGCUCUAA